ACCCGCUCGGGGGUUUCGCACGUGCGUCUGCGUGAGGAGAGGGCGAAAUGGAGGUCUCGGUGUCCAAGCUGCCGUCAACCUCAGCCACGACUGCGACCUCCACGUCGACUCCCGCGGCCUCGACCACACCGGAGCAUGUGGACAAAGAGCAGAUUAGAAAGGCAGUGGAAGCUCUUUUGGCACAUUCCAAGUCCAGGAAAAACGAUAAUGGAUUGCUUUUGAAUGAGAAUGAAAAUUUGUUUUUAAUGGUGGUAUUAUGGACAAUUCCAAGUAAAGAACUGAGGACCACAUUGUUUUUGCCUCAUGGUAUUCUAUCAGAUUUAGCAGAAAUCUGUUUGUUUACUAAGGACGAACCCAAUUCAACUCCUGAAAAGACAGAACUUUUCUAUAAAAAGCUUUUGAAGAAGCAUGGAAUUAAAACAAUUUCUCAGAUUAUUCCCCUCCAAACUUUAAAAAAGGAAUAUAAAGCCUAUGAAGCCAAGCUCCGCCUCUUGGGGAGUUUUGACUUCUUCCUGACUGAUGCAAGAAUUAGGCGGCUUUUACCCUCACACUUAGGGAGACAUUUCUAUCAAAGAAAGAAAGUUCCAGUGUCUGUAAACCUUCAGGCCAAGAAUUUAUCGAAAGAAAUCAAUGGGUCUUUAGGUGUAACAGUCUUGAACAUCUCUAAAAGUGGUUCUUGCAGCUCUAUACGAGUGGGUCACACUGGAAUGCAGACUGAGCACAUCGUUGAAAACAUUGUUGCUGUCACAAAAAAGCUUUCAGAGAAAUUGCCGGAGAAGUGGGAGAGCGUGAAACUCCUGUUCGUGAAAACUGAAAAAUCAGUUGCCCUUCCCGUCUUUUCCUCAUUUGUCAGCAUUCAGGAUGAAACCAACAGAAAACUCAUUUCUAACGAGAAGGAAAAAGCGGCAAAGAAAAGACACAAAGAAAGAAAAUAUCUUGAAAAACAACAGCGGUGGAAGAAAAACAAAAAAAUAAGGCGACAGGCUAGGAAGGCUGCAUCAGUCCAAACUAAAAGUGGCAUGUCAUCUAAAAUUAGUGGUGCUCCAGUGAAGAAUCCUGGGUCCCAGAAGAAAAAGACUGGCAGAGUAAAGGCCCAAAUGAAAGUGACAAACAAAUCCGAAGGUGAAAUUCCACAACUGGUACCAAUAGGCAACACUCCAGCUAAAGAAAAUGUAGAGAUGCAGAAACAUGCCACAGGAAAGAGGUCUCCAAAAAAGAGUCCUGAUCCCAACAAACCUCGUGGGAAGAAGAGGAAGGCCUUGCCAGCUUCAGAGACCCCAGGUAAAGGCCCAGGGAAGAAGCCAAAAAUCAAAGAAGAGGCGAGAAAAAAAGACCCAAGAAAGACUCCAAAAAAGCCAGAGGCCAAGUUCUUCGCUAAUGCUAAUAAAUCUGCAAGAGAAGCUCCCCCACACCCUUAAACAAUAGCCCCAAAACUCAGAGUGCUCCAGUUGACCUAAAAUCAGUGAGUCAACCAGAAGGAAAUAGAGCUAACUGAAGAGCUUUUUAAAAAUACUGGGUUCCUGACCCCUGUUGCAACCUUUGCCAAAAUUGAGGCUCGAUCUUAAAUAUGUUUUAAAACCUUCACAGGUUAUUCUGAUGUAUGUACCUGGGUGUAAGAACCAGUGGUUUGAAGUAAAAUCUACUUUUUAAUUGUAUUUACUAAUAUAAUAGAGGGAAAAUAGCAUGCUUUUCUGUGGAUGUUUUUUAUUAUUAAAGUAUAAGAUUUGCUUUUGAGUAGAUGCAGUGUUGGCAUUCUGAAUCUUGUUGGUUACAUUUGAAGGUCUGUGAUGUGGCCCUUUCCCUCAUCUGCUCUAAACCAUUUAUUCACAUAGGCUCCAUUACACUGGUUUGUGCAAACAUUCCCAAAGUAAGCCAGUGAGGAGCUCAUUGCCUGAGACUCAGCUUUGGAACUUAGAAAAAUACAGGUUUCUUGGCCCUUGUGCUGAGAUGGUGUUUGUCUUGGUGGUGGUCAGCCAAGCUUAUGAAUCACUGACUUAGCAUACAUAUGGUAAGGGAAAUUAACGUGGAAUCAUUUGUGGAGGCACUGAAUUGGAUCCUGCCCAGUAGAGGCAAGAAAAUAAUUUAUCUUCCAGAGGCCUCACCAUCUUCCUCCAAAUCAUUCUUUGCUCCAUAUAGGUUUACUUAAAUGUGCCAACUCUAAGAUGGAAAACUUAGGAGAGUAAGCUGUUUAAUUAAAGUUGGCACAAUUUCAAGUAUAACCUGAAGCAGUAACUGACUUUUUAGGUACUCGGCCCUUGAGUGGAUUUGAAUUGGGGCAUGCAUCCCUAAUAGUAAGUGAUGGACUCACUGUAGUACAGGAAUGUGCUUGCCUGAACAGCCAGAAAUGGGGCAUGCUUAAAGCUCCUCUCGUCCAGAAACAAGUCAUGAAAGAAGGAAUAAAAGCUCUGUAGUUCUCCCUCGAGUGGAGUCCAGAGUGCUUUUGCUUUUUUGUAGCACAAAAGUUGUAAUGUUAACUUUUUAAAUUACAAAAGCCUCUAAAAUUCACCAUUAUUUGUAAUCCUGUCCUUUCAGGCUUCUAAAAAUGAAUAUACAUUUAAUGUGUUGUAGGGGUUUAGCUUUGUUGAUUUGUUUUCCAUAGGUUCUAUGGGAAGGUGGUCAGAUAGACUUGCUUCACUUAUUCAAAAGUCUACUGCUUUGUGUAGGUCAGACCCACGUAGGUAAUUACGUUAGUCUGUUCUCUACAUGACAGAAUUUUCUGGGGACAGCCAUAUGGUUUUAUAAUCCCAUCCUCUAGCCAGUUAAGGAUUUUGCAGCACCUGUACCUUAGUCUUGUUGAUUGUAAUGCAUGUAUUUACAUUCCUGUGUCGGCAUCUGUUUUCUCUGUAAUAUGUUCUCAAGGUGCUCUACAUUGAAAAAAGCAGACUGGCUUAAAUUUCUUGAGCAGUAUGCCAGUAUUUUUGACAGUGGAAGGCGGCCACGGUUGAAAAAUAGAUGAUAGUCCUGAAUUGUAAUGAGCAAAUGUUGAAAUUACAGUCCUAGGGUCCCAAGGCUUGAGAAGUAUAGGGAACACACUCCUAGCUGGCUGACACAGCUACAAACUGAUAGUAGUCUACCAGUGGCCAAGAGGAGGACUGCAAAUUAGUGCUACAGUAAAUCCCACUCGGUUGAGUAUGCAGUUGAUGUUUCACCGGAAGUCAGUGCUGAAUUUCUGGAAUCCAUCUGCCAUACCAGGGAGAUUCAAUGGACAAAAUGGGAUCUGGUGGGAGAAACUUGAAUACAGCAUUUUUGUUUUGAAGAAAGUAUUAAAAUUUUAAUUUGCUUUUUAGGGACUGUAGUAAGCAUCAAACAUUCGAUAUUAUUUUUUAAUGCCUUGAAUGUAUUUAAUGUAGUCCAAGGGUUUAAUAAAGAUCACAUUGUAUUCCAUCUCCUCCAGAAAGAUUAAAAUGAGGGUACAGAGAAGUUGCUAAGUGUCAUACUGUCUUAUCUGACCAAAACCACUUUCUCUAUUUUCAGUUCACUGGUGUUUAAGGGUUUCAAUAGCAAAGUCUCACCAUUUAAUUAAAUAUUUGAAGGUUCUGCAUUCCCUAUAUAUUUUUUUUUCUUAAAUUGCUACUGUUUUCCCUGCCUACAAUUAAUCUCAAUAUUUAAACAUCAAUAUUCCUAAUUAGGAUUUUAUGAACCAUGAGACGCCCUCAUCAAUUUUUGGAUCCUGAAGGAAUCAGUACAUAUUGUAAAAGACUAAAUAAACUUUUGAUUAUAGUGAUCAUUUCAGUAUAGUGGUCCUGGAGAGAGAAAGUGGCAAAUUAUUUAGGUGGCUAUAUUUAACUCCAGAUUCUAAUGUCUCAGUUCAACUCUCCUAAAAUGAUUAAUAUCUCCUGUUUAUAUAACUCAGUUGGAGCAUUUCCUAUAUUUGAAGUUAUAGGGAAUAUAGGCAUAAUUUUGAUUUACCUAUAAAGACGUCUGUUUGCUUUCCAAAAGACAGUAGCUGAUAAUGUGAACAAGACAUUCAAUUUUCCAUUAUAUAUUUCCCUCAAUUUCUCCAGUGUAUUCUUACAAUGUCUCAAAAACUCAGCCCUUCAACCACCAAGUUUUGUCAGUUUUUCUUUUCAUUCACUCAGCCAUCCACAUUAUCCACAUAUCCUUUAACCAUUAAGUUCCUACAAACUGCCAAGUACAGUACUAGACUCUAGAAACUAAUGCUUAAGUCAGGGCUUUGAACUUCAGGGGAGCCGCAGUCUAGUUAGUGGUGGUCUCAGAAUUUUGAUACUAGAGGCAGCAGAGUUAGGCUGCAAGGACAUAGUCCUGGUGGCUAGGGAACUUUUGAUGUCUAUUGCCACACUUUUACACUUAGAAUGUAUACUUUGGGGGGAAGUGCUAAUGGAGGUGGUGGGAAAGAUGCUAAAACCUCUCUAAGCCACCCCUUGUCUCUUCUGAAUGGAGAAAGGGACACUAGAAACAAAUGAAAUAAAGUACAACUAGCUGUACCCGGCAAAACAUGCACCAUUCAAAGGCGAGCUGUUUCCAGAACCAGUCUAUAUAGAGAACUAACGAUUAAAAUCAAACAAAAACACCAUUCAAGCAGAGCCUAAGAGUUACUCAAAACAACAAAGCCAACAUCUUAUUCCAUUCAUUUUCCCAAGAUCAAGCCAAAAGCUUCUUGUACACUUUCCUAGAAAGAAUCUUGUGUACAAGUUCAUUAAAAAGAAAAAGAUGGACUGGCCGUCUAGCUCACUUGAGAAAGCACACUGCUGAUAACACCAAGGUCAAGAGUUUGGAUCCACUCACUGGUCAGUCACCAAAAAAAAAAAGCAACACAAAUGACCUUGUGUUAUAUGUGUUGCAUGACCACUGGCUUUUUCCCACUUAGUGGUUAUCUUAAACUUCUUUCCAUUAUCAAGGCUCACAGACACAUAACUGAUUUAGUCUGUUGUAUGGAUUAUAGAUGUAUCAGAGCUUGCUUAACUAUUCCCCUGUUGAUAGACAUUACCCAUCUUUCUGGUUUUUUGCUAGUGUGAACACUGCUGUAUUAAAUAUCCCUAUAUUAAAGCAUAUCUAUGAAAAAGUAGAGUGGAGGGCAGGUGUACUUGCAAUUUUGAAAGAUACUGCUAAAAUGACUUCUCCCCCCUGCCCACCCCCCAGCAGCUGGCCACUAGGGGGAUCCGAACCCUUGACCUUGGUGUUAUCAGCACCACACUCUAACCAAGUAAUAAAAUGGCUUUUUUAAAGCCUGUAAAAUGGUUUGCGUUUUUUUAUACAUUUCCCCGGUAUCAGUAUUGUCAGGUUUUUGAAUAUUUGUAAGUCUGUUAGAUUUCAUUUGUAUUUCGCUGGUGAGGUUGGAUAUAUCAUUUUUCAAUAGUUUUAUUGUGGUAAAAGCACAUAACGUAAAAUUUACUGCCACCAUUAUGGCUGCUUCUAGGUAAAACGAUCUUAUGAUAACAUUUUCCAGGACAGGUGGACAUGACUGCUGGUUUACCGCAAAUCUCCCAAGGCAUGUAAUUUAGCUGACCUGUCAGAGCAGAUAUUUUUGUUAUCACCCUUCCCACCUUACUAUUGGUUGGUUGUCCUUAUUAGUGUGUAAGAGUAUGUGGUUUUGAUGCUUAUGUCUUAUUAUGUUACAAAUAACUUUACUAGGUUAUUGUAUUAUUUAACUUUUACAAAAUAACUUGUCAAGAAAAACUGAGUUUUCUAAAUAUGUUAAUUAGUUUCAUUUAGUCUAUCCACUGUGUAUACAUAUAUCAAAUCAUGUUGUACACCAUAAAUAUAUAGAAUUUUUAUUCAUUCAUUAAUAAUUAAUUAAGAGAUUCUUGAAUGUCUUUGCAGUGGGAUGUUGAGCAGUGUCUAGCAGACCCUUCAGGGACUAUCUACUUAUUUGAUUAUCUUUGACUAGGCUAUUUUAUGACUUUGUAGAGACAGAAGUUAACUUGUAGAAAACUGAUAGUAAUGCAGUUAUUUUCUGUCCAUACCUUAGCAAACAAUUACUGUUUAUGGGAAUGCGAAUUAUUUGUUACUUACAGCAUAUAAAUCCCUGUAUGUCAAAUGGUCAUUUGAACCACGUUAACAUCUUACUGGUUCUCUCAUUAGUUA
Messenger RNA from Cynocephalus volans (Philippine flying lemur), 6045 nucleotides. RefSeq names its product ribosomal L1 domain containing 1 (gene RSL1D1). Lineage: Eukaryota; Metazoa; Chordata; Mammalia; Dermoptera; Cynocephalidae. The record is from RefSeq and is a predicted model, not a curated record.